This is a messenger RNA of Hemibagrus wyckioides, 2889 nucleotides long. Its product is annotated as cyclic GMP-AMP synthase. The transcript is spliced from 7 exons. Bases 676 to 2106 code for a protein of 476 amino acids. The record is from RefSeq and is a predicted model, not a curated record. Lineage: Eukaryota; Metazoa; Chordata; Actinopteri; Siluriformes; Bagridae. Gene Ontology annotation, molecular function: chromatin binding; 2',3'-cyclic GMP-AMP synthase activity; double-stranded DNA binding. Gene Ontology annotation, cellular component: site of double-strand break; cytosol; nucleus. Gene Ontology annotation, biological process: positive regulation of defense response to virus by host; DNA damage response; activation of innate immune response.
UUACCUUUAAUCAAUAAAUUAACCAAGAGGUUUCACAGAAUCAUUUCAAGUAUGCCUGCUUGAAAUUUGUAUAGGGAUGGGCGUGCCAGUAAAACAAACACUUUUGCUUUGAACAUGCUGUACACAGAAGGCACAACGCUGAUUUCAGUUUCCUAUAAAUGAUGUUCCCACUGAAUGAAGUUAAUUGAGAAUGCAUGUCCUGGUUGAGUUUCGUUUUCCAGCCCUGUGGUUAUCAGUACAAGGGAACUGCCGCAGUGGAAGGUUUGUGAUGGUGAAUCACAGAAAGUAACCACUCUAACGUAACUGUAUACAGACAAUACAUAUUUACAGAAGAUCUGUUUGGGAUCAAAGUUGUAAAGUGUACGAUGAAUCAUUUCCAGCUUCCUUUCUGAUGAAGUUUGUCAUGAUUUCAAAGUGAUACUGUACAUUCAGGUAGUAUGUGGCAUUUAAAGUGAAAAGAAACUGAAACUCUGGAGCUUGAUUAUCCAAUCCUCCUCUUAGUUAGCAGCUCUUUCUUCCGGUGUGUCAGUCUGGAAAGCUUUAUAUCCAAGACAGUGAGAGAAGAUAGAGCAGUGCUUGCAGCAACAAGGUCAAGCUUCAGCCCAACAAAUAUCUUUUUGUGUUUGCAGAGAAAAGCUCAAACUCUAGAACAACAGCUUUAACUGACCACACAAAAUGUUACAAGGCACACCUCUGAAGAAAGUGAGAGAUGUCAACAAGGAAGUCCUAGAACCACCUGUAGUACCUGACAAUAUCAAUCAUGCCAUUCAGAAGAAGCUAUCCAGCCCUAAAGGUGACCCUGGAGUAGAUGGUAUAGUCAGGGAGGUUUUGCCUAUAUCUAACGAACUUGACCGCUGGAUCAGGCAGAGAGGCCGAGACUUACGCCUACGCCAGACUGACCGACAGCAAGCAGUGAGACUGGUCAAUAAUCUGAGAAAGGAUUUAGUGAAGUUCCUGAAGGAAAACGAUGAGCAACCUUUUUUCAGGACUAUUUCUGUUCUCAAUAGCGGAAGUUACUAUGAAUUAGUGAAGAUUAAUAAACCUAAUGAGUUUGACAUCAUGCUGAAACUUACAACACCCCGACUGGUGUGGAAAGCUUUAGAGAAAUAUAAUGGAGUUUUCUAUACAAUUUCCCUCUGCCGACCUCCACGUACUGAAAUACGGGCAUUCCUCUUAGAUGGUGGUCUCACUAUCUCAGCCUCCAAAAUAAUGAAAGAAAUGCACAGUUUGGUUACUAAAUUCAUCAAAACACAUAAAGUGCCUCCUGGUGAAGGUCGUUGGGUGGUGUCCAGGAAAAAGGUCAAUUCUCCAGCUGUGACCUUGGUUUUCGUGGAUGAAAUUGAGGGGGCAGAAGUGCUGUCUGUGGAUAUUGUUCCUGCCCUCGAGGUGCCACAAGGCUGGCCAGAAGCUGCUCGAGCUGGCCCGAAUGUGGACAAGUGGCUUGGGAAGAACAAUCGACGAAAAAUUAUUGGACAGCCUGUUUACUUUGUCCCAAAGAGACCCAAAACCCGAAACCUCACUAAUGUCGAAAAAGAGAGCUGGAGAAUAUCCUUCUCUCAUAUUGAAAAAGACAUGAUCAGGUUCCAUGGCAACAAAAAGACGUGCUGUGAGAAUAAAAAAAACGAAUGCUGCCGAAAACUGUGUCUGCGGCUCCUUAAGUGCCUGUUUGAGGGACUGAAGCAGACCUACCCCAAAGAACUUGGACAUUUAUGCUCCUACCAUGGGAAAACUGCCUUCUUUUACAACCUGUGUGAGAGAGCUGAAGACUCACUGUGGACUCCUGGCCAGCUCUCAGUCUGCUUUAUGCAACUUUUUUCGGACUUUGAGCAUGCUGUAAAUAAUGCCUCGCUUCCCCACUUCUUUGUUCCAGACUUCAAUCUGUUUUCUCCAUCCAUUUUCCCCAAGCGUUCUCUUCGGUUUCUGGGAAAUGCUUUGCAGGAGCAAAAGGAGUUAGGGUUUCCUCUUUUGCAGGCCCAAGAGCCUGUCCCAGUGCUUCCAGUACAGUCUGACACUGUGGCAUGUGGAAAUAGACAGAAAUUUAUUAUGCUGACUAUGUCUUGUGUUAUAUUUUUGGCCAUUGCAUAUGCACUGUAUGUAAAAACCUGACAACUAUUAUGAUUUUCUGUCAAUAACAUCCCCAUAUUGAACGAAAAUGCAUUUCUAAAACACUUGUAAAAUGAGGAUUCUAAAAUGGUGAAAAUAACUUGAGGGGAACACAUGUUUUUAAUGGACACUAUAUUUGGAUAUAAACUUUCAUACACAUUUAAAUUUUUUCUUAUUCCAGCACAGUGGAGCUGUGUGUAGUGUUGUCACCUCACAACUCCAUUGUUUACGAUUCCAUCAUGAGCUGAGUGCAGUUUCUGUAUGUGCUAUCUCUGUGUCCAUGUGGGCUUCCUCAACAUCCCAAAAACACAUCAGUGGGUGGAUCAGCGACUCUAAUGUGUGUGUGAAUGGACUGGGUGUAAUUUUGCCUCAUGGCCCGUGUUUCCAAGAUCAGGUCCAAUAAUGAUGAUAUAAUGCCAAGGUUUACCAUAUGUGUAAACAUCAAUACUGGAGACAGCAGUAACUGAAAGAAACUCUUUUCUUUUUUUGUUAGCUUUGCUACCAGUUUUCAGUAGACCCCUAACCUGUGUUAUCUUUGGUUGAUUCAAAACUUGUUUUAUUAUUAUUAUUAUUAUUAUUAUUAUUAUUAUUAUUAUUAUUAUUAUUAUUAUUAUUAUUAUUAUUACUACUACUACUACUACUGCUGCCACUUUACUGUCUAUGCCUCAAUUUUACUAAUAUACUUUACAGAGAAGACCUACGGCAUUCAUUACAAAUAAAAUAUCUUAUAUAAAUACCUUAUGAUUAUGCAAUGUCUAAUUACAUGAAAUGAGUACAUUUAACCAU